Suillus bovinus is the source of this 3939-nucleotide messenger RNA. RefSeq lists its product as uncharacterized. Lineage: Eukaryota; Fungi; Basidiomycota; Agaricomycetes; Boletales; Suillaceae. The record is from RefSeq and is a predicted model, not a curated record. The transcript has 11 exons. The coding region runs from base 1 to 3939 and encodes 1312 amino acids. Gene Ontology annotation, molecular function: protein binding.
AUGAGUUGGGAACUACUUACCACGCACAGGAUUCAUGCCGUACUACAUCCCAAAAGUUAUCGCGAUAUGUUAUUAGGGGUGUUUCGAGAAGCGCACCUCACCGCGAGAGGAUCCCCACAUCGGAGGGCACCAGAGCGACCUGCGCCUACGCGGACGAUGCGAAGCCACACUGAUUCACUGUUGGCAGUUGCAUUCUUCAAAGAUGGCCGACGAUUCGUCACUGCUUCACACGACAAAACCCUGCGAAUUUGUGACAUACAGAAAGGAUCAUCGGUAGGGGAGCCAUUCGAGGGUCACAAGGACUAUGUACGAUCAGUCGCAGUAUCGCCAGAUGACAAGAAAAUUGCAAGCAGUGGAGAUGAUAAAGCCAUCAUCGUCUGGGACGUUGAGAGUAAACAAAUGAUAUUCGGUCUACUGGAGAAGCAUUCAGGCUGGGUGCUGUCGGUGUGUUUCUCACCUGAUGGAAAGAGGCUCGCCAGCGGAUCGCACGAUAAAACAGCUGUCGUAUGGGAUGCCGAGACUGGCCGUAUCCUUGCAACAUUCGACGGUCAUAAUAGCUCUGUUUGCAGUGUUGCAUUCAGCCCAGAUGGACUGAAACUAGCCUCUGGGUCAGCGGAUCGUUCCAUCCGGAUUUGGAACUCCGACAAUGCCGAACUUCUUCUCGAAAUCGACGCUCACCAACAUUGGGUGCGAAGCGUCGUGUGGUCGCCUGACGGUCAGCAACUUGUCUCUGCGUCAUUAGACAAAACAGUCAAAUUUUGGAGCUCAGAUGACGGAACUCAGAUCGGUCAACCUUGCACUGGUCACGCUUACCAGUCGCUCGCCAUCUCUUCUGAUGGCUCCUUCAUUGCCACUGCUUCGGACGACAAGACUUUACGUCUGUGGAGCACAAAGACACACAAGUUGAUAGGACAGGUGCUCGAACACGCCACUUGGGUUCGUUGUGUUGCAAUUUCUCCCAAUGGAGAAAUGCUUGUGAGUGGUGAUGGUGAAGGGAAAGUGUUGCUCUGUUCUAUCAAGAACAUACUCAAGCAAUACAAUGCGGAGGAAGGGAUAUUAGAAAAUGAAGAAGCACAGAAACAACGACUCUCAUUCAGUGAGACUCAGUCGUGCAAUCACGAGGGAAACAAAGAGUCCAUUUGCAAUCACGGCAGUCCGAGCAAUAAUCCCUCGGAAAUUGACGAAGACUCUGUCAUCGACGACGUAGAAUUAUUUGACUUCCUCGCUAUACAAACGACGCUCCACGAUGCAUCCAUCACUGAUACCCUGCAUACCGCUGAAGAGCUGCUGACCCAAGAGAUUCACGCAGAUGACAACAGCUACAAAUCCUAUGCUAAUCGCUCAGUUGUAAGGGCUCGACGUGCUGAAUGGAAGAAUGCACUUCAAGAUGCAGUCAAGUCAAUUGCGAUCCAGCCUUCAUUAUUGGGCUAUAUUUCCAAGGGCAUUGCCCUCUGCGGCAAUGGUCAGCUCUGUGACGCGAUGGAAGCUUUUGAUCUCGCUUUCAUAUUUUACAAUCACAAUCCGAUUAUAGUUGAUCUUUUACUAUUAAUCAAGGCUGUUUCAAUUUUCAAUGCCAGUCGUCGCGACGAGGCAAUGCGGCGAGUUCAAGACCUGGCUACUACUUACCAACACCCAGGUAGAUUUCCGUGUAGCGUUAUCAAUUCAUAUCUACGUGCGCAGCUUGCGAUAAUAGAUUUCGAGAAUGGGCGGUACAGCGAGGCCGCUGAUCAACUCACGAUCAGUAUCAGUGGCGGGCUCUUACAUCCGACACUUUUAGAACCUAAAUUGAAGAUAUUCACGGUGCUUUUCGGUUGGGAUUUGGAUUCGUUAUGGGAAACUACCAACCAAAGACGGUGUGAUGCGCUCCUCUUGGCUGGUCGGGUGAUUGAAGCAGUCGAAUCUUUUCAAUAUAUGAUGAACAUGAUUAACGAAGCUGGGAAGGGCAGCUGCAUCGAAUGGUCUACCACCUUCAAGCAAGGUUGUACUAGGCGCUGUGUCGCGAAGGCACGCGAGGCUGUUGCUGCGAGCAAUUAUGAGAUGGCCGUAGCAUUGUAUUCGGCUGCGAUUGCGCUCGAUUCUUCAAGCGAGUCCCUGUUUGUGGACCGCAGUAAGGUAAAUUUAAAACGACAGUUCUAUGCAGAAGCCCUUCACGAUGCGGAAAAGGUCAUUGAACUCAACCCAUCGUCAUAUCUUGGUUACGAAAUAAAACAUGUAGCACUCCACAAGGCCCAACGUUAUGGCGAAGCAAUCGAGGCCUUUACUAUUAUGUUUUCCAAGUUGGACCACGAACUACGUAGGCAAUAUACUAUCAGUCCAUCUGAAGCAGAGGGCACUAUUCGACAAGUCAUUCACGCUCAACUCGAAAAUGCUCCACUUCGUCUACUCGACACCUCGGCUGGACAUUUAUGCAACCGAGAGGCACAGAUACGUACCUUCUUGGAAAGCACAGAAUACACGCAGCUUUUAUAUUCAUUGAUGGUUCAUGCACCCCUCAAAACGGAGCUCAUAACGGAGCUCAUCACAGAAGCGGUCACGAAGUACUUCAGUUGGGUCAUGUUAUCGCACAGGUGGGAACAGAAAGAGCCACUGCUGCACGACAUCCUGGACAGGGUUGUGUACGAUUUGGAUCCUGUCGGAGCCAUGGUCAAGCUACAGACAUUCUGUAAAACUGCUCGUGAUGCGGGGUAUCGCUGGGCGUGGAGCGAUACCUGCUGCAUCGACCAGCAUAACAAUGUUGAACUCCAGCGAUCAGUGAACUCGAUGUUUGUUUGGUAUCGUCGGUCAGCUCUUACCAUCGUCUACCUGUCAGACGUUUCAUCCUCAGCGAAGUCUGGUACAUUGGCAAACAGCGCUUGGAACACGCGAGGAUGGACUAUUCAAGAAUUGUUGGCUCCCGUAGUUGUUCUCUUCUACCGAGCAGACUGGACCCUAUAUCUCGACGACCGCUCUUAUAACCACAAGAUGUCUGCCACUAUUAUGCAUGAGCUGCAGAAUUCAACAGGUAUAGAUGCGUUGUCACUUGCCACCUUCCGUCCCGGCAUGAAAGACGUGCGGGGGAAACUCCAAUGGGCAUCAAGUCGUGCUACUACGUUGCAGGAAGACAUUGCAUACUCAUUGUUUGGCAUAUUCGGCAUCCACAUACCCAUUAUCUACGGCGAGACGAAACAAAACGCGCUCGGGCGGCUCAUACAGGAGAUCGUCGCCCGGUCGGGCGACAUUACUGCCCUGGACUGGAUCGGGAGAUCAUCUCCGUUCAAUAGCUGUCUCCCAGCUGACAUUACCUCGUAUAAAGCCCCGCCAUGCAUAUUGUCAUCUUUACCGGGAGAUGAGAUGUGGAUGCCUGUUUCCAGGCUGCAAGAUGUUGUCGCUGUGGAGUCAGCAACGGCACUCUAUACCCGACUUCACAACCUCAGCGCUCCUCGCUUCGCGAACUCCAGACUGCGACUGCCUUGCAUCACAUUCCCUGUUAUAGAAGUCAGAAGGAGGGGCAGUCGAGAUCGAGAGACAUGUUUUACUUAUUACGUGAAGGCAGACGGGCUUCAAGACCUUACGAUCACCACAGAGGAUAAACUGACUCAAUUCUCGCGAGCGAGGCCCACUCGGCAGACAUUCCUGCUCGCCCGCCCGUGGAAUCGUUGUGACCUCGGGCUGCUUGACUUUGAGGAUGAUGAGUCCAUCAAACCAAUCUCUCCGCCCUGGUCAGAUCGUUCACUGGGCGGCUCUCCUAGCGGAUAUCAAGAAAGUGUUGAUUCGGAGUUACCCUCACGAGCGCUACGGUUAAUGGUUCGCCUCGGGCAGGCUUUUGGGGCAUUUUUACUAGCGCAGCAGCAUGGUGGGGAGUACAAGAGGAUUGCUUCGGAUCACAAUAUCGUGGCGCAGGUCAAGGACAUAACUGCUAUUCAUGACACGAUGGACAUCAGAACGCUAGAGAUAUUGUAG